AUGGCUGCUUCUACCAGCAUUGCCGCUGGCUCGUCCCUGAAGCUCGCAGCCACCUCCUCGCUUGGUGUGAAGUCCUCGUCGUUCCAGGAAUUUUCCGAGGGCUCCAUUAGAAGCAUCUCCCUCAAGAGCACCAAGCCAGCAGUGAGCAAGGCACAAUCCCGCCAGAAUGCUAAUGGCAAGAACCGCAUGGUGGUUAAGGCCAUGGCGCCUAACGCCCUCGUGGACAUCAACGCUGCUGAUGAAGUCAAGUUCAAGGCGCUUGUCUCUCGCCGCGUCGUCUUCGACCAUGCCGACUGGAAGAAACACAAAUCGAGUGGCCGUUACUUCAAGCACCUGCGCAGCAUCCUGACCUCCAAGGUCAUCGGCGCGCUGGGCCCUCCUGUGUCCGUGAUGACGGGCAUUGCAGCGGCGGUGGUGGGGUGGAACGAGAUGGUCGUGAUGAAUAUUCUUCCCGAGUGGGCUCCCGUGCUGCACAUCUCCAACCUCCCCUUCAGCCUCACCGCGCCUGCUCUUUCCUUCCUCCUGGUUUUCCGCACCAAUGCCAGCUACGGUCGUUUCGAUGAGGCUCGCAAGAUGUGGGGGCUCAUGCUGAAUCGCACGCGCGACAUCACGCGACAGGCGCUGUCGUACAUGGCGCGCGACCAGUACACGUACGAGUACCCCAAGCGCGCUCAGUUCAUCCGCCACCUGCAGGCGUUCCCCCUCACUUACAAGCACCACUUCAUCCAAGAGGGCUCGCUCGAGGAGGAUCUCAGGGAUUUUACCAGUCUGACUGACGCGGAGAUUGCGGGAGUGCUUAACGCCACCCACCGACCCAACUACGUGCUUAUGAUGAUGUCGGAGUGCAUGCGCUCGUGCACCAUGGAGCCCGUCAACCGCCUCGCCAUGGAGGCCAACUUCGCGACAUUCGCGGAUGACAUCGGAGGCAGCGAGCGUCUGUUCAAGACGCCCAUCCCGCUCUCCUACACGCGCCUCACCUCGCGCUUCCUCGUCCUCUACCACAUGUUCCUGCCUUUCGCCCUGUGGGACCCCCUCGGCUGGCUCACCAUCCCCGUGACUGCCACGUGUGCUGCCAUCUUUUUCUGCAUCGAGGAGGUCGGAGUGCUCAUUGAGAACCCCUUCCCCAUCCUGGCACUCGACGUCAUCGCUCAAUCAGCACGAAACAAUGCUGGUGAGCUUGUAUCACUGCACGAGGGCAUCCGCAACCUAGUGGUGGAGGACGAUCUCGAGAUGAAGAUGCUGUCAGCAGUCUCCCAAGAGGCACUCCUACCCCAUGCGCCUCAGUUGCCAACGGCGAGACAUGGGCAACAUUCUUCUCGUGCUUCUUUAAACUAA
Molecule: messenger RNA, 1335 nt
Organism: Closterium sp. Naga37s-1
Lineage: Eukaryota; Viridiplantae; Streptophyta; Zygnematophyceae; Desmidiales; Closteriaceae
Source: the annotation of a GenBank genome assembly